Parascedosporium putredinis is the source of this 2118-nucleotide messenger RNA. The record is from the annotation of a GenBank genome assembly. NCBI's taxonomy places the organism in Eukaryota, Fungi, Ascomycota, Sordariomycetes, Microascales, Microascaceae.
AUGUCGACGCAAAAGGGGAAACAGUCCGCCGCUGGAAAGGGCAAGAAGGGCGGCAAGGCCGGCGGCGAGGGUAAAGGCGACGAAGUGCUGCAAGCUGUGAUCCUUACCGACUCCUUCCAAGAUCGCUUCAAGCCUCUAAGUAUCGAGACACCAAGGUGUCUCCUCCCUCUGGCCAAUGUGCCCCUUAUCGAGUACACCCUCGAGUUCCUCUCCAUGAAUGGGGUGCAAGAAGUCUACCUGUACUGCGGCCCUCACACCGAAGAGGUCGAGGCCUACAUCUCCAAGUCGCGAUGGGCUCUCGGCUCCAGGACGUCGCCCUUCCACAUCAUCCAGUUCGUGCGCGUCGCCGACGCCAACUCCGCCGGCGACAUUCUUCGCGACCUAGACAAGCGCAGCAUUAUCUCGGGUGACUUUGUCCUCGUCCACGGCGACCUCGUCUCCAACAUCUCCCUCCAGCCCAUCUUAGAGGCGCAUCGCAAGCGCCGCGAGGCCAACGCGGAUAACAUCAUGACGGUCGUCCUCAAAGCGCCGGCGCUGCCCCCACCGGACGAAAACCCCGGGCAUCACCCCGUCUACGUCGUCGACACGAAGACGAAGCGCUGUCUGCAGUACGACGAGAUCCACCCCCUUCAGUCUGAGCACUAUGCCAUUCUCGACCCCACCGUCCUCGAUGAGCUCUCGGCCGAUUUCGAGGUCCGUGCCGACCUCAUUGACCCCCAGAUCGAUAUCUGUACCCCCGCCGCCUUGGCCUUGUGGUCUGACAGCUUCGACUACGAGAUGCCCCGCCGCGACUUUCUCAACGGUGUGCUCAAGGACUGGGAGCUCAAUGGAAAAUGCAUAUACGCCGAGAUUAUCGAAGAGGGCUAUGCGGCCCGGGCCACUAGCCUUCCCAUGUAUGAGUCCGCUUAUGAGCUUACUCGGGGCGGUAACUACCUCGAGCUGGACGUCACCCUUGCCAACGAUGCUUUGAUCGCUGGUUCCGUCAUCGCGAGGAAGAGCGCCGUCGGCGACGGAUCGACCAUACUCAACACCAUUAUCGGUCGCAACUGCAAGAUUGGCAAAAACGUAAAGAUCACCGACAGUUUCAUUUGGGAUGGGACGACAAUCGGCGACAACACCACCGUCACGAGGUCAAUACUGGCUGGCGCAGGGGCGACCAUCGGAAACAACUGUACCGUCGAGGAGGGUUGCGUGCUUUCCUACGGCGUGGUCACCGGUGACGGCAUCACGAUCGAGAAGAACGCCCUGAUCUCCAAGGUCGACGAUGGCGGAUUGCAAGUCUCUCCCGACACUGCGCUCCUCGGCGCUUCCGCCCAGGGCGCUCGGUUCAUCGACCCCGAGGAGGAUGAGCUAGAUGAGGAAGACCCAUCUGCCCUCCAGCGGCGUCUCAUCUAUUCCAUCGAGCACCUCUCCUUCUCCAACUCCUCCAUCUCCACGCUCGCCUCCGACGACGACGACUCGGACGAUGGCGGCUCUCGACCUGAUACCCCCUCUGGCCUCACCUCUCGCUCGCGCCUUUCCUCCUUUGCCUCCGACGACUCAUCCGGCCGCGCCACCUUCCACGCCGACGCGGUCAACGGCCUCCUCGACGCCCUGCGUGACCCCACCAGCGACUUCGACUCUGCCAAGAUGGAAUUCCUCGGCCUCCGCCUCGCCAACGAUGCUUCCGAGUCUGCCGUCCGCAAGGCCGUCGCCGUUACCCUUGCCCGCCGCAGCGCGGAACUCGUCGAGUCCGGCCUCGAGGCCUCCAAGGCGGCCGAGAGUGCCCUGCGCUCGUGCAAGGGUGUGAGCAAGUUUGUCGAGGAGGUGGGCGUCGGCGAGUCCGACUCGGACCAGCUCGAGUUUGCCGUCGCCCUUCAGCGCGCCGUUGCCGGUAUCAGGAGCCUAGAACCCGGCAAGGGAGGUCUCCUCCUCGCCGCCAUGCUCCAGCAGCUCUACGCGCUCGACAUUCUCGAAGAGGACGGUAUCCUCGCAUGGUGGGCUGACGAGAGAGCUAUCAGCGGCAGCAACAUGGAAAUCAUCAAGGAGAAGUGCAGGGCGCUGGUGGAGUGGCUAGAGAACGCAGAGGAAGAAGACGAUAGUGACGAUGACGACGAGGACGACGAUGAUGACGAGUAA